This is a messenger RNA of Parnassius mnemosyne (clouded apollo), 555 nucleotides long. The record is from the annotation of a GenBank genome assembly. Lineage: Eukaryota; Metazoa; Arthropoda; Insecta; Lepidoptera; Papilionidae.
AUGAGCCUCGAGCUGUACAAGGUUGAAUGUACGGUUCGGGACUUCCUCGGGCAGUGUAUGGAGCAGUGGAGUACGAUCCUUUGUCAUCUAGGCCAGCGGAUGACGGCUGCGGAGAACCACGUAAGGAUAAGAAGGGGUAUCUUCCAAGGCGAUUGUUUGAGUCCAAUCUGGUUCUGCCUCUCUCUGAACCCUCUCAGUACCUUACUGGAGGGCUCCGGGAGGGGAUUUCAGCUUCGGAAAGGAGGUACAAAAGUGACCCACCUUUUCUACACGGAUGAUCUCAAGUUACUCACCUCCAGUCGCUUUCAUCUUAUGGAAUUGCUAAACAUCACGAGUGAUUUUAGCAAUUCUAUUGGAAUGGAGCUGGGGACGGAUAAGUGUGCGAUCCUCCAUGUUGAAAGGGGAAGGGUUGCUAACUCUGAGGGCAUAGACUUAUCUAUGCCCAUCAACAUAAAGACCCUUUCCGAGGCUGAAACAUACCGAUACCUGGGUAUGUCACAGAACAUCGGUGUAGAUGAGGCGGGUAUGAAACAGUCAGUUUGCGAUGUGAUUUAA